Molecule: messenger RNA, 612 nt
Organism: Miscanthus lutarioriparius
Lineage: Eukaryota; Viridiplantae; Streptophyta; Magnoliopsida; Poales; Poaceae
Source: the annotation of a GenBank genome assembly
AUGGUGAACACCAAGGGCGUCGAGCCGGUGCACCGCGCCGCCGGGCUGCCGCUGACGGCGCUGAACCACAUCUCCGUGGUGUGCCGGUGCCUCGAGAGCUCCCUCCGCUUCUACCGCGACGUCCUUGGAUUCGUCCCCAUCCGCCGCCCGGGCUCCUUCGACUUCGACGGCGCAUGGCUGUUCAACUACGGCAUAGGCUGCGAGAGCAUGGAGGCGGUGCAGCGGCGGCUCAAGGAGCUGGGCAUCCGGUACGUGCAGCUGCGCGUGGAGGAGAGCGGCAUCUACGUGGACCAGCUCUUCUUCCACGACCCCGACGGCUUCAUGGUCGAGGUCUGCACCUGCGACAACCUCCCCAUCGUGCCCCUCGUCCCCGAGGGCCAUGCCAUCCUCGGCCUGCCGCAGCAGCCUGCAGCACCAGCCUGCAAGCGUCCAGCAGCCGCCCUCAGGCAGCUGCAAGCGCCAGCGCCGCAGCAGCCGCUUCCUGUUCCCGUGGCCGUCUUUCCAACCCCGGCAAAGGCCAGCGGCUGCGGCAGCUGCGUCGGCGAGGUCGAGCUCGAGGAAAGCAUCCCCACUUGCGCGACGAGGUCUUGCCCGGAGCACGCGUGCGUGUAG